Molecule: messenger RNA, 3762 nt
Organism: Liolophura sinensis
Lineage: Eukaryota; Metazoa; Mollusca; Polyplacophora; Chitonida; Chitonidae
Product: ERI1 exoribonuclease 2-like
Exons: 9
Coding region: 1245-3467 (740 amino acids)
Molecular function (GO): 3'-5'-RNA exonuclease activity; nucleic acid binding; zinc ion binding
Source: RefSeq, a predicted model, not a curated record
GAAGUAAGUUGAGCAUUUAUGCUUUUGAGUUUACGUACCGGUACAGAAAACAGAAACAUGUUCUGUUGACCUGUACUGUCGAUACUGGUGUCACCAUAUGCGCCCACCGCAAGGUCUCCUUACGUUCUUUCAUAUGUUGUUGAUGUUUGGAGUACAAACUCUCCUGUCGCUGUGUAUUACAGGCCUGCAGUGUAACCUGAUCGCUCUCUAGCCGUGGAUAAAUGUUUUCGAUUUUUUGUGUGGCCUGGCGCUCGCAUGUUCAUAGCUUUGAGGGUCUGGCUUCCUCACAAGGACCAGGAGUUGAUAAAUAACAAGGAGCUAAAUGGGAGUAAUGCUGAUUUAAGUUUAACGUAGGUUACUGCAGGACAAUGAAACUGUAUCAUAUUUGAAGGUUAUAGGCACAUUGGGAUUACCGGUACCAUCCCAGAAAAAAUUCCUACCUAAACGCUUUGUUUUUCAUUAUCCAUGCUAAAAUAAUAUUCAAGGCCUGGGUUUAUUUCGGUUUAUAUUUACCUCCAGUGCUCUAUUUAUUUAUUCAUUUGGUUGGUGUUUUAUGCCUAAGUCCUUACUGAAGAAUAUUUCACCUAUAUGACGGCGGCCAGCAUAAUGGUGGGAGAAAACCGGGCUGAGCGGAAAUCCACGACCAUCCGUCCAGUACUCUAGUAAGAGUUGAGUUUAAUGCAUGAAACAAUGAGUCCUGGAAGGUAGGCAGAAUUUGGAGGUUUCAUGAACUGAUGUUGGUUUUUCCCUGUGGCAGUCUUACGUGUGGUGUGUCACAGUGAAGAUAAGGAUGAAGACAACAAAGGAACUAGCCAGGUACCGUAUAUCUGACACAAACUUAUCACAGAUCAGUGCGUUGCCUGACUUAGCUCACCACGUGCCUCCGGGCUCCCUCCUGCCACCACCUAGUCUUCAGCUUCUUAUAAUAUGCGUAUUUGUACUUCAUACUCAGGAAAGUUUUCCAUUAAAUUGAAAAGGUCUGCACUUUACGCUGGGCACUCCAGUUUUCCCCACUCAAAAAACUGGGGGCCAUCACGAACUGUAUGUAAGAGAAAAGUCUUGAGUAUGGCAUUCAACAACAACAAUCCCUGACCGUCUUGUAGAAUGAAACAUGCUGCGUUUGCUAUCGGAAUGUGAAAAUCCUGGAUGUCUCCGGAACAGACAGAUUUGUAGACAAAUAGCCUGAAGCAAAUAUACAGUGUAUUUACCACUCACUUCAGAGCUCAUCUUUCCUUGAUGUCUGUAUGUCACUUGUAAACAUUCCCUGUUUCAUAUAUGUGUCUGUAAUACGAAUAGAUAAAGGACUUGACCAGCCUUUUUUUUUUGUUUGUUACAGAGAAAUGGGGCUGUUGCGCCGACGAUCAAAAGCUGAGGGUCCUGCGGUGAGAGGCUGUGUUGGUAACAGACAGCUUUUUCAAUACUUGGUUGUGAUAGAUUUUGAAUCAACUUGCUGGAAGGAUCAAAAAUUCCGCACUCAGGAAAUUAUUGAAUUCCCGGCUGUGUUACUGAACACUUCUUCUGGAAUUUGCGAGUCAGAAUUCCACUUCUACGUACAGCCUUGUGAACAACCUGUGCUGAGUGACUUCUGUAAGCAGCUGACUGGCAUUACCCAGGCCCAGGUUGAGGAUGGUAUUCCUCUGUCUUUGUGUAUGAAGAAGUUUGGGCAUUGGAUAGAGAAACUGAACCGAGAGAAGAAUGUGUUGUUUAACCCUGGGACACCUCAUCCUGUGAAGGGGACAUUUGUUACCUGGUCAGACUGGGAUCUCAGCGUAUGUUUACAGUAUGAGUGUAAGAGGAAGCAGAUAAUGAAACCUGCCUAUCUGAACAGCUGGAUUGACCUGAGAGCCACAUACAGGAAUUUCUACAGCCGUAAACCAAAUGGAUUGAAUGGAGCCCUGCAGGACUUGGGGAUUGAGUUUUCAGGAAGGCAGCACUCAGGUGUAGACGAUGCUCGAAACACAGCACACCUUGCCUGGCGCAUGAUGCGUGAUGGCUGCAUCCUGAAUGUCACUAAAACUAUAAAGGAGCUGGGCAGAGGGUCCAGUGUGGGGUUGUCAGUGAGCGCACAGGAAAAGAGUCCAGGCAGAACCAGUGACUUGCAGCCAGCUGACGACAUGCAGGAUACCUCAGUACUGCAGCUGUUCAAAAGGCCAUUACCCCCAGUUACCUCCUGUCUAACCUCCCCAUCUCUCAGAUCCCCAGUACGAAAACAGCCCAGAGUCAUACCAAACUCUUUGUCAAAAUCUUCGACAGACUCCGACAUCGGAGCUACAUCAGUCAAAUGUGAUAGACGUGCAGAAAUUGGCAGGUUCACGGUAUCAACACUAUCUUCAGAAGAGUCCAGAAUAUCUGAAAGUACAGUCUUCAAAAAACCCAAAUCUCCUGUAUCCAGCAAACCCGUUAACAUGCCAUUCACUAAGACAACUAGUACAGUGUUACACAGGCCCGAUAAUACGGUAUUCACUAAACCAGCAAGUGCCAUGUCAAGUAGAUCCGGGAAUGCGGUAUUCACUAAACAAGCAAGUACUGUGUCAAGCUCUGUGCCUAGGUGUUCAGAAAAUGCAGCAUUCUCUAAACCAGCAAACGCUGUGUCAAGUAGAUCAGUUAAUGCAGUUUUCACUAAACCAGCAAGCACUGUGCUGAGUAGAUCAGAGAAUGCAGUAUUCAAAAAACCAGCAUGUUCCAUGUCAAAUAGAUCAGGGGAAACAGUAUUCGCUAAACCAGCAUGUGCUGUAUCAAGUAGAUCAGGAAACAAAAUAUUCACAAAUAAAGCACCAGUUUCAAAUACAUCUGGUAGCGACAAUGUACUCCUCAACAGGAUAACAAAACAAUACUCUGAACCAAGGUCAGUAGCGGAUUUGAAAUCCAAGAACAUGUUGUUGAAUGCAAAAUUGGUAAAUACUCCUGGAUGUAAGACUUCAGGCUCUACAUCCUGCCUAGAGCUUGACAAGGAAAAUCAGGUACCAAGCCUUAAACAACCAAGCCCAUCUUGUGUCAACUCGACUUCUGUUAACAGAAACAGGACUCCAAGUCCUCUGUACAAGGCUCAUCAGAUGGGUAUGGUCACCCCAGUGGCUGCCACAAGGCCUCUGGGCGAGUCACUCAAAUGCUGGAGCUCUGCUAGCAUCACCCCACCGCUGUGCCUCUGUGGGAAGCGGUCCAAGCGGCGCCUUGUCCAGUCACCAGGACCAAACCAAGGACGAUGUUUUUACAGCUGUCCUUCCGGCAGAAGGCCAGAUUUGGUACAGAGUAAAAAGUCUGCAGGCUGUCAGUUCUUUAAGUGGGAAACUAUAUUAUCCAAAGGUCAGACAAAGUUUGCUCCUGCACCAUCCAGAAAUGCCAUGUCCACUGGGUUGUUGAGGCGACACACCAGUAUAGUACAACCUGACAAUCGCCUGACUGCAUCAUGUAACAAACACCUGAGGAAAUCCAAUCUGCCAGCCAGACCGUCGCUGCAUAUGAGGUGAUGAAGAAUGGGACUUGCUAGAACUCUCAAAAACAGCAACAACUGUCUUUUUAUUGCUUGUUUUGGAAUGUACGCAAUGCUGACACAAACCCCCAAACAAAUAGUUAUAAAAUUUUUUGAUAAGAAUUAUACAAUGUUAUAUUCUGCACAUGGGAUAUGAUAAACAAUGGAAAGAACAUUAUCUGUGUCAGGUUAGCGAAAGACCAAUAAUGACUGUACUGCUCCAUGUGUAUGGGGGCUUCUAUAAACCUGAUUCAUUUCAGUCUGUGUAACAGUACAUAAAUAAUAUUUUAUUA